AUGGUUCCCGUCAGACCUAUCAAGGCCUCUUGCCUCUUUGGGUUCGCGCUGUUGGUCCUCUCUGCUGCGGAAGAUGCCCAAGACGGCUGGAAGAGUGUUCAUGUCGACAAUAUCACGGAAGCUGAUAGCAGUCUGCUGUACAAGGCGCGGGUCAACACAAGCACCUAUGCUCCUGGGGUGACCAAGUACGGCUGCGUCUUCUUCAUAAACGGCCUGGAAAUCAAAAGCGCGGAGGCGGUGGAGGAGGGCGGCAAAAUUGGUGUCAGCGUCGACUCCAAGAAUCAAUCGGCGGCGACCAACUACCACUUCAGCGUGGAUGGCUGCCCUUUGGAGCCUGGCCAAACAGAGCGUAUGGGAAAAUGCGGUGCUAUGAUGUGCGUUACCACCAACUUCGAGAUUUACAUUACCUCGGAGGCUCUGACGAACACGCUCACGGUGACGGCGGUCACAGCGGAAGAAGGUGAAGGUCUGGGUAUGCCAUGGCCCGAGCAGCGCUUCUGA
Molecule: messenger RNA, 501 nt
Organism: Phytophthora sojae
Lineage: Eukaryota; Oomycota; Peronosporomycetes; Peronosporales; Peronosporaceae
Exons: 1
Coding region: 1-501 (166 amino acids)
Source: RefSeq, a predicted model, not a curated record